This is a messenger RNA of Beta vulgaris subsp. vulgaris (sugar beet), 3919 nucleotides long. Its product is annotated as polyprotein of EF-Ts, chloroplastic. NCBI's taxonomy places the organism in Eukaryota, Viridiplantae, Streptophyta, Magnoliopsida, Caryophyllales, Amaranthaceae. The transcript has 4 exons. Gene Ontology annotation, molecular function: protein binding; translation elongation factor activity. Bases 294 to 3581 code for a protein of 1095 amino acids. Gene Ontology annotation, biological process: mitochondrial translational elongation. The record is from RefSeq and is a predicted model, not a curated record. Gene Ontology annotation, cellular component: mitochondrial matrix.
CUGAAAGUCUGAUCACUAAUGAAGAAGAUAAGGAGUUAAAGCCCUCACCUUUCAUUUCUCUCUUCUCAAUCACUUCCACAAACAACUAACUGAGAGAAAGUGAGAGACUGACAUAUCUCAGCUUCUCUUUAUUUUUUUUCUUCUGGGUUAUCCUAUUUUCCCAAAUAUUAUCCUUAUUCUUAUUGAAGAGAUUAUUGUUUCUUACUAGAGUAGAAAAAGGUACAUAGAUGAUUUACUAAUUUCAGCAAAAAAAGAAAAAGAAAGAGAGACCAUUACUUUAUGCACUAGGCAAAAUGACGCCUGUCAUUCCUUGUUCUGUGAGCAAUAUUUCAUUUAUUCCUGGAAAUGCCUUUACAACAAGGAAAAACAGGUGUUUAACCAGAUACAAUUAUUCUGAAAAUUCUACAAGACCGUCAUUAUCCUCUCAAAAACAUUUCAUAGCUCUUCCACGAAGCAUCACAGUGUUCCAAAAAUUGAGGAAUGGAUGUACAAGAAUCCCGAGACUAUCAGCCACUGGGACAGAUGUGGUAGUAGAGGAACAAGGCUCAUCAAUUGCAGAGGAGGAAGCACCUGCUGGACCACCUCAAGAAGUUGAGACAAAUGAAGAACCCUCCACUAAAUCUGAUGCCAGUGCUGCUGCUACUCGAGCCAAACGAAGACAAGGCAGGCGGAGUGAGAUGCCACCUGUAAAGAAUGAGGAUCUAGUUCCUGGGGCAACAUUUACUGGUAAAGUAAGGUCGAUACAGCCAUUUGGUGCUUUUGUUGAUUUUGGAGCUUUUACAGAUGGUCUGGUGCAUGUUUCCAGAUUAAGUGAAAGCUUUGUAAAGGAUGUCAAUGAUGUGGUUUCUCUAGGCCAGGAAGUAAAGGUGAGAUUGGUAGAAGUGAACACAGAGACAGGGAGGAUCUCUCUUUCAAUGCGUGAAGAAACCAGUAGCAGUAAACCCCAGCAAAAGACAGAUGGCAAUAGUGACAAGCCUAGGUCACCUAGAAGGAGCGCUGCUAAGAGAGAGGAUGUGAAGAAAACCAAAUUUGGCCUCGGUCAGGAUCUUGUUGGCACUGUUAAAAAUUUUGCACGGAGUGGUGCUUUCAUAUCUCUUCCUGAGGGUGAGGAAGGUUUCUUGCCCACAUCAGAGGAACCAGAUGAUGGUUUUGGGAAUGUUAUGGGGAACACAUCGCUGGAGGUUGGACAAGAAGUUAAUUGUCGUGUGCUGCGUAUUUCAAGAGGCAUUGUAACUUUAACUAUGAAGAAAGAGGAAGAUGUGAAAAAGCUAGAUGGCAAGUUGAACCAGGGCGUUGUCCACGAAGCAACAAACCCUUUUGUUGUUGCUUUUCGUAGAAACAAGGAUAUUGCUGCUUUUUUGGAUGACAGAGAACAACCUGAGGAAGAUGCAUCUGCUGAAACAACUACAGGGGAAGAUGCAUCUACUGAAACAACUACAGUUGAAGAUGCAUCUGCUGAAACCUCAAGCAAAGAAGCAAGUGAAGUUAAUUCUGUUGCUGAUACAUCACAAAGCCUUGACGCUGCUGCUGUCUCCCUUGGGGAAGCAGUAGAGGAUCCAAACAGUAAAGAAGUUGCAACAACAAGUCAAGAUGAUGGGCCUGUUGCAGAAGAUGAGAUGACAACACCAAUUUCUGCUGAAGGUGAGGAUACAAUAAGUGAGGUCUCGUCAGUUAGUGAAGAAGUUGUGGUGGAAACUCAAGCUGAGAUUGUUGGUGCAAAAGAGGAUGUGCCAGUAGAAAUUCCAACUGAUGAAGCCAUAUUAGAGACGGCCACUCCUGAGGAGAGCCAGAGUAUCAGUGCCUCAAGUGCAGAAGAGGAGGCAACAACACCCCUAUCUCCUGCCUCUUCAGCUGAAGAUGGAGAGACAAAAAGUGAGGUGUCUCCUGAGAUUGUUGGUGCAAAAGAGGAUGUACCAGUAGAAACUCUCACUGAUGAAGCCAUAUUAGAGACGGCUACUCCUGAGGAGAGCCAGAGUAUCAGUGCCUCAAGUGCAGAAGAGGAGGCAACAACACCACUAUCUCCUGCCUCUUCAGCUGAAGAUGGAGAGACAAAAAGUGAGGUGUCUCCUCUUAGCCAGGAAGCAGUAGCAGAAACUCAAGCUGAGGAUGUUACUGCAAAAGAGGAUGUCCCAGUAGAAAUCCCCACUGAUGCAGCUCCUGAGGUCAAUGGUAGUAUUGAUGGGUCAAGUGGAGGACCAAAUGGAUCUUCCCCUCAGGAAACCACUCCCAAAGCAGCUAUUGCCCCUGCUCUAGUAAAGCAGUUACGAGAAGAAACAGGAGCAGGAAUGAUGGAUUGCAAAAAGGCACUAUCUGAGACUGGAGGUGACAUUCUUAAAGCACAGGAGUAUCUCAGAAAGAAAGGACUAUCGAGUGCAGAUAAGAAAGCCAGCAGAACCACUGCUGAAGGGAGAAUAGGUUCCUAUAUUCAUGACAGCAGGAUAGGUGUACUGAUUGAGGUGAACUGUGAAACAGAUUUUGUUUCUCGGGGUGAUAUUUUCCGGGAGCUGGUCGAUGAUCUAGCCAUGCAAGUGGCUGCAUGCCCUCAAGUAGAGUAUCUUUCUACUGAUGAUGUUCCAAAAGAAUUUGUGGAUAAAGAAACAGAAAUGGAGAUGCAGAAGGAAGAUUUGUUAUCAAAGCCUGAGCAAAUUCGAUCAAAAAUUGUUGAAGGGAGGGUCAAUAAGAGGCUUGGAGAUUUGGCUUUACUUGAGCAGCCAUACAUCAAGGAUGAUAAGGUGAUUGUUAAAGACUGGGUCAAGCAGACAAUUGCAACAAUUGGAGAAAACAUAAAAGUGAAUAGGUUUGUGAGGUACAACCUCGGUGAGGGGUUGGCAAAGAAGUCCGAAGAUUUUGCAGCUGAGGUUGCUGCACAAACUGCAGCAAAAUCAGCCCCUCCAUCAGAAAAGGAGGAGCCUGCUGCAGCUGAAGUUGAAAAACCUGCUGAAAAGGUACCAACAGUAGCAGUCUCAGCUGCCUUAGUUAAACAACUAAGAGAAGAAACUGGGGCAGGCAUGAUGGAUUGCAAGAAGGCUCUCGCUGAAACUGGAGGAGACCUCGAGAAAGCUCAAGAGUAUCUUAGAAAGAAGGGCCUAUCAAGUGCGGAUAAGAAAUCUAGCCGACUUGCAGCUGAGGGAAGAAUCGGAUCCUACAUUCAUGAUGCCCGGAUUGGAGUGCUUAUCGAAGUCAACUGUGAAACUGACUUUGUGGGUAGAAGUGAAAAUUUCAAGGAACUAGUUGAUGAUUUGGCUAUGCAAGUUGCAGCUUGCCCACGGGUCGAGUAUGUAUCAGUCGAGGAUAUACCCGAAAGCUUUGCGAUCAACGAAAAGGAGAUCGAGAUGCAGCGAGAAGACAUUCUGUCAAAGCCUGAGAAUAUCAGGGAGAAAAUUGUUGAAGGAAGGAUUUCAAAGAGGCUCGGGGAACUCGCUCUGUUGGAGCAGCCCUUUAUUAAAGAUGACAGUAUCCUGGUGAAGGACCUUGUGAAGCAAACCGUGGCUGCACUUGGGGAGAACAUAAAAGUUCGGAGGUUUGCUCGGUUUACCCUUGGCGAGCAAACUGAAAGCUCGAACACAGAACCUGAAGCAUGAAAAUUAGAGGAUAACUGAUUAUCAUAGCAUUUGGAGAAUAUCUUGGAAUAACCUGUUCAGGUUAGUGGGGCUUUGAGUUAAGGAACAAUAGUCUAAUUCUUUCAAGUUUGUUGUAUCAAUUUUUAAAGGCAGUUUUUGUUUGCUUUUAUUGCCUUUUCUUCUGUAAUCAUCAUAUAGCUCAUGUUCCAACAAUUAUGGUCUAUACUCUAUAGGAGAGAAAUCUGAUGUAGAGACACAAAGAGGCUGCAUCUUCAAUUGUAUUUGUAGUUGGGAAGAAAACAUGAAAAACCUUUUUGUAAAGGUGUUCUUGAGGCUUUUAUGUAUAUCUUUAUUCUUCA